AUGGCCGAUGUUCGAGAAAUACACACAACGCCCGGUGCUGGUGUCGCCCACAACAACGACCCGGCGCUAGACAUUGCUCACGAGCACGAGCAUCCUCACGUGCACCACAGCGCGCGUGCAGCCCACCCUGACAACAUUGUCUACACCACUGGAACCACGGACGAGAAGACCAGCAAGUUGUUCCAGCCCAGCGCUCUUGACAGCCACCUCCACCAGCGCCAUUCUGCAGGUGACGUCGAGAAGGCGGGUGGUUACGACUAUGAAGUAGAGAAGGCCACGCGCAGCUCUUCCGACCCUGAGAUGGAGGCAGAGAAGAAGCCCUGGUGGACUUCCUUCUCUGCUUUCUACAGGAAAUUCAGACUUCCUGUGCACAUCUUCCUUGGAGCGCUCUUCACCGGAUGGUGGAUUGCCAGUGUGGUCGUGCACCGUCACGACAAGAACUGGAUCAUUCCAUUCUUGUUUUGGCUGGCCAUUAUGAUCCGCCUGAUCACUCUCCACAUCCCCAUUACCGUCGUCACCAAGCCUAUGCACUGGGUCUGGGCCAACACUGGAACGAGAUUUGCAAACCUCAUUCCGGAGAAGCUGCGAAUUCCUGCCGCUGCCGCUCUCACUAUCGCCGUCAUCAUUGUUGGAUCUUUCGCCAGUGAGGAGAGUGAGGACAACACGCGUGCCAACCGCGCUGUCUCGCUGUUCGGUCUCCUAGUCUUCAUCUUCGGCUUCUGGGCGACUUCUCGCAACCGCAGCAUGAUUGUUUGGCACACCGUCAUCGUCGGUAUGCUGAUGCAGUUUGUCAUUGCACUGUUCGUCCUCCGUACCAAGGCUGGAUACGACAUCUUCAACUUCAUCUCCGAGCUCGCACGUCUGCUUUUGGGUUUCGCCAAGGAUGGUGUUGCCUUCUUGACAACCCCCGAUAUUGCGGCCAACACCUACUUCAUGUUCAGUGUUAUCCCCGCCAUUAUCUUCUUCGUCUCGUUCGUCCAGCUCUUGUACUACUGGGGUAUCCUUCAGUGGUUCAUCGGUAAAUUCGCUGUCUUCUUCUUCUGGGCCAUGCGAGUGUCAGGUGCCGAGGCCGUUGUCGCUUCCGCGUCUCCUUUUAUCGGUCAGGGUGAAUCCGCCAUGUUGAUCAAGCCCUUCGUUCCCCACCUUACCAUGGCCGAAAUGCACCAAGUCAUGUGCUCUGGAUUUGCUACUAUCGCCGGUAGUGUUUUGGUUGCCUACAUUGGUAUGGGCCUCAACCCGCAAGCCCUGAUCUCAUCUUGCGUCAUGAGUAUUCCUGCUUCGCUGGCUUUCAGUAAGCUUCGAUACCCUGAGACUGAGGAGACUCUUACCGCCGGUCGCGUUGUUGUACCUGAUGACGAUGAGCACAAGGCUGCCAACGCCCUCCACGCCUUUGCAAACGGUGCCUGGCUCGGUCUCAAGAUCGCUGGUAUGAUCGUCUCCACACUUUUGUGUAUCAUUGCCCUUCUCAACUUGGUCGAUGGUCUACUCACCUGGUGGGGACGCUACAUCAACCUCGACGGCGACUACGACCUGACUCUUGAGUUGAUCCUUGGUUACCUCUUGUACCCAGUUGCCUUCCUCCUCGGUGUAUCGCGCCAGGGUAACGACUUGCUUCUUGUGGCUCGUCUCAUUGGUGUCAAGGUCAUUACCAACGAGUUUGUUGCAUUCCAAUCGCUUGUCGACGAGGACCCGAAGUCCCCUUACCACACCCUUAGCCCACGCUCGCGCCUUAUCGCUACCUACGCUCUCUGCGGUUUCGGUAACAUCGGUUCACUGGGUACUCAAAUCGGUGUGCUCAGUCAGAUUAGUCCCGGUCGCAGCGGUGAUGUCUCGCGUCUUGCUCUAUCGGCUCUUAUCACUGGUGUCUUCUCCACCUUGUCAAGUGCAUCGGUUGCUGGACUUGUGGUCCUUGACGGAUCCAACUUCAGUUCAGGCUCAUAG
Molecule: messenger RNA, 1941 nt
Organism: Alternaria postmessia
Lineage: Eukaryota; Fungi; Ascomycota; Dothideomycetes; Pleosporales; Pleosporaceae
Exons: 2
Coding region: 1-1941 (646 amino acids)
Biological process (GO): nucleoside transmembrane transport
Cellular component (GO): membrane
Molecular function (GO): nucleoside transmembrane transporter activity; symporter activity
Source: RefSeq, a predicted model, not a curated record